UGGACGCAGUCACUGCAGUCAGAGGAGUCAAAAGCAGUCACGGUGACAGCUGCACCUUUUCUUCAUUCAUCUUUCACUCAACUCUUUCUCUGUUUCAUCCUCCCCGCUGUAUCUUCCAACUUCCUCUCUCACUUACCAUUCUAUCACUCAGAGCUCGCCUUUUUGUCUCCCACAUCUGGCUUCCGCAUGAGCCUCACUGCCUCCUUACUUCAUCGCCCAGGUCUUCGGUACCCCUCUUCCUUUUCCUUUGUCCAGCACUGCUUCGUUCGUGUACGUUUUCACGAGAGUCAGACACUAGCCAUGGCGGCUCCUCUCCCUGUUAAGGACAUUCCAACUCUCUCCGACCUUUAUCGCAACAACCUGCUCCGCCCCUCAACCGCUAAAAACCUCCCGGCUCCAAACCAAGAACACAAUGACAAGAUCUGCACCAUUCAGGGUGAUAUUACACUGCUCGAGGCCGAUGUCAUUGUCAACGCAGCGAAUCGUCGCCUCGCAGGUGGUGGUGGCGUUGACGGAGCCAUCCAGCGUGCAGCUGGACCCGGACUGCUGGAGGAAUGCUUGACCCUCGGUGGAUGCGAGACAGGCUCUGCCAAAAUAACCGAUGCAUACAACCUUCCUUCCAAGAAGGUCAUCCACGCGGUUGGCCCCAUCUACCAAGACAAACACACCUCGGAACCUCUUCUGCGUGCCGCAUACCGAACUGCCCUCAAUCUUGCCGUCGAACAUGGCUGCAAGACCAUCGCAUUUCCCGCAAUCUCCACUGGUGUCUACGGUUAUCCCAGCCAUCUUGCCGCUCGCGCUGCUCUCUCCGAGAUCCGUACCUUCGUCGACGAGCCAACCGGACUUCAACUGGAGAAGAUCAUCUUGUGCAACUUUGUCGACAACGAUGUGGAUGCCUACGACUCUGCUCUCCCGCUCGUGUUCCCCCCGACCGAAGAUGACCUGUCCCAUACUGUCCCGCUUGAGGGCAAAGUCUGAACUCGAUGUGACUUCAUUGUCACGACAAGAGAAUGAUCGUCUCAUCUACACCCCCGAAAAUGCUGGACUUUACUUGGACGGAGCGAGUGGUCAACCCUCUGGCUCUGCGUCUGGCGGUGAAGACAACAUGGCAGUCGCCAACAAGGACGGAAAGAUUGAGGCGGAAGGAAGUGGUAAAGGAAAGGAACGCGCUAAACCAGGACCAUCUGGCCAGGUGAGCACCAAAGCUACUCCAGAGUGCAUCUUCUGAGUCGCUCACUCUUGACGAGGCCACGUUCUGCGAUCAUCGACACCUUGUCAUCCACGAUGGAGUGUCUUCACAAGGGCUCUGGCCAUGCUGCUCGCUUGUGUGUGAAUCUUGUGGAUUGAUUAUGCACCGCCGUGGAAAGGAAAUGCAUGCUCCAAGUCCCCGCCGUGUGCCUCGAGUUUGAGCAUGAGAAAAGGAAGAAAGAAUUCCCUUUGCGUGUGACAUCAGCGGCGGCAGAAUUCGAAACAGGUCCAGGCAAUGAGGAGCCGGCCAGCACGAAGGAAAGAGUCCUGAUCCAGCACAGCAAGCGUAUUGUUUAUCAUGGCAUUGCGUUCGGUUCAUGGAGGGAGUGCCGGAGUAUCGACUACUGUCAUCAAUCGAACCUGGUGGUGAAUGUCGUGGGAGCGAAGGUGUUGGUGGUCAUCCGGAUCCUGCAUUGCAGCAUCAUUCGACGGGUAUCGAUAGCUGAUAUCUCAUCGAGAUGAGAUGUAAUAUCAAGUUAAGCCCAGUCCCCAGACCUUUCCUCCCUGCGCUUCCCUGCAGCCAUAGAUUGUGAUUGCUCACCUGCAAUGUACCUCGACUGCGCUACUGUCUCUGCAGGGUCAGCCUAACCGCCCUU
Molecule: messenger RNA, 1844 nt
Organism: Cladophialophora immunda
Lineage: Eukaryota; Fungi; Ascomycota; Eurotiomycetes; Chaetothyriales; Herpotrichiellaceae
Exons: 3
Coding region: 187-978 (263 amino acids)
Source: RefSeq, a predicted model, not a curated record